CCGGGCCGGGCCGGGCUGGGCGGGGUGGGCGCGUCGCCCCCGCCUCUCCUCCCGCUGCCGCCGCUCCGCGGGGCCGGCCGGGGCGUUUCGUAACCGGCCCCGCCGCCGGCAGGACGGGGCUGGCGGCCGCCUCCCGCCGGAGACACCCGCAGCGGCUCGGCGGCAGGAGUGAGGAGAACAAUGGACCAUUGAAGAGAGCAGGUGCUGAAAGAUCGGGACCAGAGGUUUCCCUGCACUCUUCCCAGCCUUCCUGAAGAGAAGUGGUGGAAGGCGGCUGUGGGGCGCUGUGGCCAGACCUCCCUGACAGGCCGGCAGUGCCUCCCUGCGCUGUGCCGGCCACCAUGGAGACGCUGUCCCAGGACUCCCUGCUGGAGUGCCAGAUUUGCUUCAACUACUACAGCCCACGCCGGCGGCCCAAGCUGCUGGACUGCAAGCACACAUGCUGCUCGGUGUGCCUGCAGCAGAUGAGGACCAGCCAGAAGGACCUGCGGUGUCCCUGGUGCCGCGGCAUCACCAAGCUGCCGCCAGGCUACUCCGUGUCGCAGCUGCCCGAUGACCCCGAGGUGAUCGCCGUCAUCGCCAUCCCCCACGCCUCUGAGCACACCCCUGUCUUCAUCAAACUCCCCAGCAAUGGGUGCUACAUGCUGCCCCUUCCUCUCUCCAAGGAGAGGGCCCUGCUGCCGGGAGACAUUGGCUGCCGCCUCCUGCCCGGCAGCCAGCAGAAGUCCCUGGCGGUGGUGACGAUCCCGGCGGAGCAGCAGCCACUGCAGGGCGGCCUCCCCGCCGAGAUGAGCACAGAGGAGCCUGACCGCCGAGGCGUGGUGAAGAGCUCCACCUGGUCGGGGGUUUGCACUGUGAUCCUGGUGGCCUGCGUCUUGGUCUUUCUCCUGGGCAUCGUCCUCCACAACAUGUCGUGCAUUUCCAAGCGCUUCACGGUGAUCUCGUGCGGCUGAGGCCUUGUGGGGGACGCCCCGGGGGUGCCCACCCAGGGGUUAGGGUGGUGGUGGUAGUGGUGGUGGUGGUGGGAUCGAGCAAGACAAUUCACCGCAACUUUGGCUGACGGCUGCAGGACGCUUUGCUCCGAGAUGGCGGUGCGCCGGCCUGGCCCCAGCCCUUGGCGGCCUGCGGAGAAAACCAUGUCCCCUGUCUGAUGGUAACAGCACUGAGGAGGACUGCAUGCAUCACCAUAAUCAUUUAUCAAAGGGACUGUAACUUACGGUGAUUUUUAUCGUGUUAUGAGAUUAAAGACAUCUACGUAGCUGGUUAUACUGUAAAGUAUGCGGUAAGAGCUCUUCUCUAACCACAGUAGAUCAAAAUCAAAACUGCUCCAUGUAGAAUUAAAGGAGAACUGGCGUGUGACUCUGUGAAAGGUGUUCGAUACCAACCCACAUGUGUUAUUUUUUAAUUGAGGGAGGGACGGGGGAGACUUGUAAAACUGAGAAAUCAUUUAGCUGGCAAGGCAUUUUAUAUGUUUUAAACUGCACAUUAAUUAAACUAGGUUAGGAAGUUGUAUAAUAGUUUUUAAAAGGAAACAUUUUACAUGCAGUUGUUUGGUUCUGUGGUAUGUGUUUUUUGCCUUUCUGUUUUCUCUUUGCCUUUCCCCGUUGUUUUUGGCUGUAGAGAAGUGGCGCUUCAACAAUCUUCUAUGUGAAGGAGCUUCUGAGCAGGGCAGCAAAGUGAGCUAGGAGGAAUACCUGACAAUGUAGGCAAAACAUUUCUGCCUAACCGGCUUCACGCGAAGGAUGGCUUUGAACGGUGAACGCUGGACUUGCUGUUUUACCUCUGAUCUGGCCACAGGGCUUCCUGCAGACCUGGCCUUCAUAGCUAUUAGUGAAGAAAUGGGUCAUGAGAAGUCCUUUCUGCAAGGGCGUGGUAGCAAAUUGUCCUUCUUUUUCUUUUCCCAGAGGUUGGGUUCUCUUAAUUUUUUAGAAGAAUUUAGACCUAUUUUGCCUCCCUCUCUCCUAGGAGAUACAGCUUGUGCACCUGUGGGUGCUGUUAAGGAGGGGUUGCUCUAAGGAAGCCUCAGCAUCCCAACAGACUGAGGACCUUCUGUGCAAUUAUUUAGUAAGAGUCAGUGACAGAGCUGGAAAAAGAAUACAGGAUAACCCAACCCUCUUCUGGGCUGCACUGCACCUCCUAAAUCACUGUGGCUGUUCUGGUGUCAAAAUGUCUGGGUGAGCAUGACGGACCUUUCCCCACAUUUCAUAUAAACGUUGGUGUUCAUUAGGACAGACUUGGGAGGAAACAAACAAACAAAAAAGCACAGGAAAUACCCCCUCCACCUAUGAAUGUCCUAAAAGCCCAGUCAUUUGCAGUUCUCUGCUCAGAAAGAGACAAAUGCCUGAACCUGCAUUUCAGCAGCGCCUUGCUCCAUAAAGCGGUCCCACUAGCUUUAGUAAUACUGUGUGUAAGUUACGUAGAACUCUGUGAAUUUGGGUAUUUGGCAAGUUUGAAAGCUGAAAUUUGUUUGAGAUUUAAGGAUCAGAUCAAGGAAAAGCUAUUGAUUUGCACUGGUUCUUUUUGCAAGUACAAAGCGUGAGCAAUUGCCUAAGCAUAACUUCCCUGUAGAGUAAACUCUUGUCCUCCACCUAGUGCUCUUUCUAGUAAUUAAUGAGAAAUUGCUCAAUGCUGUAUUAUAACACUGGAAAACAUAAUAUUGACUAUACAGUGCCCAAGUUGACCUUGUAGGUGGUGUUGGCUUUCUGAUAUCACAAAAUCCAGUGUCUGGUUCACAAUAAACAGCUAGAACAUCUGUCAGGAGCAUACCUCUGACUUAGUGCUGGAUUUCUUCCCCUCCUGGUUCACAGCCCACCCUUUGCUUCCUCGAUUUCUGGUAACUGCAGAAUAGCAUAAACAGAAGGUGCUUAAUUGCUAUGGUGUAUGUAGGGUCGUGUACGGAGAGGAACCAUUGUGCUGAUUUUUAUCUACUGUCAUAUGUAUUCAUAGCACAGAAAAAAACAACAUAAUCCUCAGAUAGCACAUUCAAUGCCUUUUUCAUGUAGGUCCAAGUGCGGUACGCCUUGAACCUGACGUAGAGUAUUGUAAUACAUUGGCACCUCUCAGCAGCACAUCUUACUUGGUUGCAGUAGGGAACAACGGGAAUUCCAAAAUGUGUCUUGUAAACGUGUUAGUCCUGUCACCAGUAGGUAGCCAGAUUUCUACUGACAUCCACGCUACGCUGCUUGGUACGCAAAGGAAAGCCAGUUCACCAAAAAAUCUUGCCUUUAUAGACUCUUAAGGAAGUGACCAGACACAGGACUUGACCCUCUACUGCCUUAUUCCCUGUAGCAACUGAUGCUUAUACCAGGAGUAUAUAGCAUAGCUGGAAGAUGCUCCGAGAACAGCGCGGAAGCAUUUUGCACCAACUUCUGCAUUUGUUUGUCUGAGAUGUCGAUGGCUGCACAAAAACACGAGGCAGUCCACGAGCAGGCCUGGGAGGUGACCGUGUUAAGGCUGGCCUCGUGCUGGCCGUACCUGCCCAACUGGAGCUCUUGAGGCCGAGGUUUCUCUGGCGUUGCAGAGAACGAUUGCCUUGAAAACUGCCCCUCUUCAUCCCUACGUGGGGAGCGCGGUACCAAGGAACAAUCAGAAAUUAGGUUAAAAUACCACGCUGCAUAACACAUUAUGCAACAGGCAGACGGGGGGUUUAUCCGGUAUUAAUGGCGUAAGCAUUAUAUUAGCAGAAUACCAUCCUGUCUUACGUGAUGCAGUACGUUGUUUUGUUAAUACGAAUUUCCUGUACUUUUUGUGCCUGCUGAAAUGCAUGUUUGACCUAAUUUCUGAUCCAGACAUUUGCCUGCUCACAGCCUUGUGUAAGAGCAAUAAGUAAAACCUCAAGAUUUUUGUCUGCGUGCGUGCGCGUGUGCGGUGUGUACGUUAAUUCCUUUUUUAAAGAAAUUCUGGAGAUGUUUUUUGCUCUGGCUUUAGACUGUGACUGUCAUUAUAAAUUUGCAACUGCCAUAUCAUGUUGGAUCGCCUGGCAUAUUUGCUGACUUGUAUACAAGUGAACUGAAUAGUUUGUUGUAAUGUACAGUGUUAAAAUGUUUCUCAAGUAUGUUGUUAGUCACACUACUUCAAAAAUGCAGUGCAGUCUAUCCCAUUCCAUGGUCCAGUACCUGGCACUGAGAAGUGAUACUUCUAUAUACACAUCUAAUUAUUUUUUUUAACACACAUUUCUUUGUAGGUUUUCUCUGUGGAGACAUUUGGACCUGUCUAAAGCUCAGCUUCUGGGCUAAUUUUUGUUCCCUGGUGUCCAGUAAGAAGUCAGUCACUGCUCAGUUCUACCAAAAAAAAACAAAAAACAUUAAAGACGUCUGUGACUCCAGUGCUGUUUGAGCAGCCAAGACUUAAAAAGUGGUUGUGGGAAGUACAAAUGCACCUGCAUUUUUAGAACAAAUUGCUCUGUGUGAAUGAUGUGUAUUUAUUUUCUCGUUUAAUGCAAAGGAUGUGUGAACCGGGGUCCAGCUUCUUCGUUACCCUGGAAGGUCCCAACUUCCAUUUUGGGCUUGUGCUUUCCUGGCAAACAGACUUCAGGGGGAAAUUUGGUUUAGUGAAUUUUAAAAAUUCUGAUACGCAAUUUUGUUAUGCGGGAUUUUUUGGUUUUUGGAGAUUGUGUUCAGUGAUUCUUCGUGCUUAACCAAGAUGUAAAGGAGCCUGGAUGUUCUGUAAACAUGGAGCAACCAUGAGUCCAAACUUUCAUCUUUAUUAAUGAAGCUCAGUCUGAAUAAAACAUUAGCAGGAAAAGAAUGAU
Molecule: messenger RNA, 4750 nt
Organism: Oxyura jamaicensis (ruddy duck)
Lineage: Eukaryota; Metazoa; Chordata; Aves; Anseriformes; Anatidae
Gene: RNF152
Product: ring finger protein 152
Exons: 3
Coding region: 342-953 (203 amino acids)
Biological process (GO): apoptotic process; positive regulation of autophagy; negative regulation of TORC1 signaling
Cellular component (GO): lysosome; lysosomal membrane
Molecular function (GO): ubiquitin protein ligase activity
Source: RefSeq, a predicted model, not a curated record